CACAGAAUUUAAGCCCUCUCAAUAACGACCGCCAUCGUUUCCUGUUCCAGCUCUUUUUCUUUUCUUUUUUUGGGGACAUUUAUCGGGAUUGCUUGUGUCUGGAUCAGUCAGAGUCAGAGUCACACAACUCCCAUCAGACGCGGGAGACAUGAGCGCUCGUUGCAAUAUGGAUUUUUAAAAUAACAGACAGCAACGAGAAACUCGAGCCUGACACCAAAGUGGAAGAAAGCAUCGUGUCAUCGUAUUGUGGUCGAUGGCAUCUUGCGCUGGCAAGUGAUGAAGACAAGGGGGCGCUCCAACCUUAUCUCCCAAGACACAGCACCAAGUGAGAUGGUAUUGUGAACUACAUUCAUGUUAGGCUCUAAUGAAAUGGAAAGGACGAAUUUGUGUAAAAAUCCAUAUUUAGAUACCAUAUACAUGUGUAGUUUAUAUUGACAUUGUUUUGAUAGUCAUUGGGGAUACACAUCAGUUGGAGCCCUAUAUCAAAACAGUCAGUCCACCAGGUGGGCCAUUCCACUUGACUGAAAUGAACUGAACUCUAAUAUGCUUCACCAUUUCACAUGAUUGCAGUGCAUAUUUGAGGGAAGAAGACGGCAGUCUUAUCUCUCCCCUCUUCAAGGACUCAGAGAGGAGAGUUUGUCUGCCCAUCUGAGCCCCAGGGUCACAGUAAGGGGAAACAAUUAGCCAAACCGUGAGAUAAAAUCUCUCUCCCACUCUCUCUCUAUAGCCCCAGAGUCUAGGCUGUAGUUUAUGUUAUGCUGCUGAUAUUAUGGCCAUGCUAUUUAUAAAAAAAGGAUGUAGAAAGCCUUGGCUCUCAUCUGUUUACAGUUGGCCAAACUGGCAGCUUAGUAACACAUAGUGAUGCAUUACUGUGUUAAUACUAUUAUUAUCCCACCACAAUAACAAAACGCCAAUGAGAUCCCAUGUAAACAACACUCCUACAUCAUCAUCAUCAUCACCGGGCAUAACUAGUUAUAUCAUAAGCUUACAAUAACAUAGUGUUGGAAGUGCGAUGUCUGUGGUGCUGUCACAACUUCCAUGUGGAAUGUAAACACAUGUUAAAGAUGUACAAAGGUCUGCUGCACAGCGCAGAGGGACAUCACUGCCACAGAAACAGCAGAUGUGAAGUCUGUUUGCACCCCUGACUAAUUACUCUCCAUGCUAGCGCUUCAAAAACACUGACGUGGACUCUUGCUGUAAGAGGGCGGUCGGGCGAGGAUGACUGCCAACAAAAGCACCAAAGCUGCUCCCAAAACAGGCGUGAAUAAAGAGGCACAGGAAAUCCCAGAAAGGUGCCAGUCUGUGUCUCCUCCACCUAUCCUCUCGUCUGGUAAGGGCCAGUGUCGCUCCUCCCUAGCUGAGGCCGAGGACCGCUCCGACUCUGCUUCGCUGUCCAGGUACGACAGGCAGAAGGGUGACUGCAAGUUCUGGAGUGGGCGCGUCUGGAGCCAGAAGACUGCCAGCCUCCGCAGCGGCGCCUCCCUCUCCUCCGACUUCGAGUCCCAGAGCCGCCUCAUCAAGGCCAAGAGCAUCAGCUGCCUGGACAAGAGGCUGUCCAUCUUCAGGCCCAACCAAUCAGACGCUGCUGCCGGCGGAGGACAGGACCAGAAGGAGAACCAGAAUCAGAACCAGAACCAGAAUCAGAAUCAGGAGAAGGAGGAGAAGGUUCCGGAUGCGAGCCAGGCCAGAGAGGGCCUGAGCGGGGGACCUCUAAGCUGGAGCACCCUUUCGCUGGGUCCCGGCACUUCCGCUGCCGCCCUCGCCGCGGCGACCGCAAACACAGCAGCCAAUCACGGCCACAAGCGCACCCUGUCGCUCAGCCGCACGGGCCUGGGCCCGCCGUCCGCCACCAUCCGCAAGAAGAUCUCGGAAUGGGAGUGCCGGAGAGUGUCCUUGCCUAGAAUGAGCCUGUGCCUGGACAAGAGGGUCGUUGGCGAGCACGGUGGAGGUGGAGGAGGUGGUGGGGACGGACUCCUGCCGUCGCCCUGCAGCGAGAAGGCCUUUGACUUCAAGGGCGUGAGGAGGAUGAGCGCGGCCUACUCCGAGUGCUCGUACCCGGAGACGGAGGAGGACGAGACCGGUGCGUCGGACCGGGAGUCUGCCGGACGUUUUCAGAAGAAGCAAGGCAAGACCAGCGAAGGUACCGGCGUCUUCCUGCGGUCGCUGUCGGCGCGCAAGGAGACCUCGGCCGUGCUCAACCGGAUACAGAAGAUCGAGCAGGUGCUGAAGGAAAGCCCCACGCCGUCGCCGCCACAGUAUCUCAGCAACUGCUACGGCCUGGAGAAGUCGCGCCAGAAGUCGUUUAUGAUCGGCGGUCUGGAGGACUGCGACAGCGCCUGCGCCAGUAAGCGGAGCAGUAUCUGCUCCAUCGCCACCGAGCCGGACCUUUCGCCCGCCUCAGACCGGCUCUCCAAGCUCAGGCAGAGGUUCAGUGUAUGCUCGGCCCGAUCGGAGAGUCCAGAGCCCCUGACCAUCAGUCCUAGCACUGGUGGUGGUGGUGGUGGUGGUGGUAGUGAUGGAGUACCAGUCAAUCCUUUGCCCAAGCCAAAACGCACCUUCGCGUAUGACGCCAACCGCAAUCACAAGGGCACGGGCCCCAGUAACGGACUACCAAACUCACGGGAGUCUCCACCUCCGCUGCCCUCCACACCGGCUCCUUCAGUGUGCCGCGCGUCCAAGCCUGAUGGAAGCUCCCCCAAGAAGAGGGAAUCGCUUGAGUCGGAGGAUGCGGCGAGCCUGCCCUCCUCGUACCCGUCGUCGCCCACGGAGAACGGCACGGCCUCCACGGGCACGGCCAGCCGACCCAGCUCCAAGAGCCCGCAGGAGGAGAACGCCUACGAGGACAUCGUGGAGUCCAUGAAGGAGAACCCAUAUGAAGACGUGGACCUGAAGGGCAGGAUGCUUGGCAGGAAGUCUCGGGGGUCACUGAACCAGCUCUGGUCCUCGGAAAGGAAGUCCAGUUCUCCUCCCCAGCUGCCAUCCAAGCCCAGCAGUCAGUCUCUCCGACUCCCGGGUCCUUCGGACAGGAAGAGCCACCGGACGUCCCGAUUGUCCAAGAGGCACAGCCAUGACGACACGCUGUCACUGCCCCCUCUGGCCGUGUCGAGCAGCCCUGGCUGUGGCCUCAUGGACGACACCCUCAGCACCGCUAGUGACACCCUCGCCAGGCACAGGAGGGUACCCAAGUUGGUGCAGAGGAUCAACUCCAUCUACUCCAGUAAGAGGGGCAAGAAGCGGUUGAAGAAACUCUCUCUGUCCAACAUUGAGACGGCAUCUCUGAGAGAUGACAACAGUGAGAGCGAGAGUGACUCGGAUGACAGGUUCAAAGCCCACACCCAGAGGUUACAGAAGCUGCAGUCCAUCCUGCGACGGGCCCCCAGUUACCGCACGCUGGAGCUCCAGUUGUUGGAGUGGCAGGAGAGGGAACUGUUCGAGUACUUUGUUGUCGUCUCGCUCAAGAAGAAGCCCACCAAGAACUCCUACACGCCAGAGGUCACCUACCAGUUCCCCAAGCUAGAGCGGCCCACUAAGCAGAUGCGUGAGGCUGAGCAGCGCCUGAAGGCCAUCCCUCAGUUCUGCUUCCCAGAUGCCAAAGACUGGAGUCCUGUGGCCGACUACAGCAGUGAGACCUUCUCCUUCAUGUUGACUGGGGAGGAUGGCAGCAGGCGCUUUGGCUACUGUAGACGCCUCUUGCCGAGCGGGAAGGGCCCUCGUCUGCCGGAGGUGUACUGCGUCAUCAGCAGGCUGGGCUGUUUCGACUUGUUCUCCAAGAUCCUGGAUGAGGUGGAGCGUCGGCGGGGCAUCUCGGCGGCCCUGGUCUACCCCUUCAUGCGCAGCCUGAUGGAGUCGCCCUUCCCUGCCCCGGGGAAGACCAUCAAGGUCAAGACCUUCCUGCCUGGAGCAGGAAACGAGGUGAUUGAGCUGCGGCGGCCGAUGGACUCCCGUCUGGAGCACGUGGACUUCGACAGCCUCUUCAGCUGCCUGAGCGCGCGGCAGGUGGUGCGGGUGUUUGCCUCCCUGCUCCUGGAGAGAAGGGUCAUCUUCGUAGCCGACAAACUCAGCACCCUGUCCAGCUGUGUGCAUGCGGUGGUGGCACUGCUCUACCCCUUCUCCUGGCAGCACACCUUCAUCCCCGUGCUGCCCUCCUCCAUGGUGGACAUCGUCUGCUGCCCCACGCCCUUCCUGGUGGGCCUCCUCUCCAGCUCCCUGCCCAAACUCAAGGAGCUGCCCGUGGAGGAGGCUCUGAUGGUGGACCUGGGCACAGACCGUUUCAUCAAGCAGAUGGAUGACGAGGCCUCUCUCCUACCAAGGAAACUGCAGUCUGCAUUAGAACUGGCUUUAGAACAAAGGAAUGACAUCAUCAACCAGGACUCUGACAGCGAAUCGGAUGAUGAAUGCAACUCCCUGAACAGCCUGGUGUCGGAGGCGUUCAUCCGCUUCUUCCUGGAGGCGAUCGGCCACUACUCGCUUUUCAUGACGCAGGGCGAGCGUGGCGAGCGCGUCUUCCAGCGCGAGGCCUUCCGUAAGUCGGUGGCCUCCAAGAGUAUCCGCCGCUUCCUGGGCGUCUUCAUGGAGUCCCAGAUGUUCGCCGGCUUCAUCCAGGACCGCGAGCUCCGCAAGUGCAGAGCCAAAGGUCUGUUCGAGCAGAGAGUGGAGCAGUAUUUGGAGGAGCUGCCGGACACGGAACAGAGCGGAGUCAAUAAGUUCCUCAACAGAUUAGGGAACAAAAUGAAGUUUCUCCACAAAAAGAACUGAAGGGGGACAAUGUGCUGAAACCAAAAAAAAGAGGAAGAGACAAAAGACAGAGAAAAAAAGAUGCUUCAUUACUGCUUCUGAGGAACUGAAGGAUCAUGAAUCAGACUGCUGCAAAUUGUUUAAAUGUUCAUUUGCUGCAGGGCUUCAUCACUGUAUCUAUGUACAAAUAAAACUGACAGACUAUGUUGUCAAAGUAAGCGCUAUACCCUACUAAUGCAGGGCCAAAUGAAUUACUUGACAUGAGUAGCAGUAAUGGUCUGGUAAAACUGAUAGGCUACUUUGCAUGUUAGAUGCCAGUAGUUUCCAACCGUGAGUUUACACUCUGUGUCUAAUCAGAUCCUGUUACUAUAAUGUUUUCUUCUAUCAGAUCACAGCAAGUGCUAUUGGCAGUCUCUGUACAUAUCCCACUGUUAAACAGGCUGUGAUGAACGUCAGUGUAGCGUGUGUGUGUGUGUGUGUUUGUGUUCUUCUAGGUACCGUGUUCACAAACUAGCGUUGUAGUAAGGACGAUGGUACUGAGUGAGCGCAGUUACAUGCAAGGAAUAUUCCGAUUUUAAAUGAAUGGUGACAGAAUUCAGUUUGCUCAUGAUUCAUGUGAUUCGUGUAAACUCUUUAUUCAUUCCGAAUGUGGCUGUGCUUUGGGAAUAUUCCGGUUCCAGAACACUGUUUCACACAUGUAAACAGAACAUUCCAGAACUUGUCUGAAACGGAAUACUCUGUGCAUGUAACUGCGCUUAGUGACUGUGCAUUAUUAUUAUUAUUAUUAUUUUGUUUCUUAAAUAACCACUGACGGAAAGUCUUGUAUGUGCGUGUGUGGAACGGGUGUACAGAUGUCAAGGAAUAGUUUUGUAUUUAACGUUAGGGGUUAACCUUUCUUGGAAAGAAAAUGUUGAAAGAAGAUUCCUCUUUAGAGGUUUUUUUUGUACAUGCAUUAACAUAUGAAGAAAAAAAUAUUGCGCAGACCUUUCAAAGCUUUGUAAAAUGUUUCAAAAUAAAGGCCUCCUAAAUUGU
Molecule: messenger RNA, 5766 nt
Organism: Engraulis encrasicolus (European anchovy)
Lineage: Eukaryota; Metazoa; Chordata; Actinopteri; Clupeiformes; Engraulidae
Gene: dennd2b
Product: DENN domain containing 2B
Exons: 22
Coding region: 1219-4755 (1178 amino acids)
Biological process (GO): positive regulation of ERK1 and ERK2 cascade
Source: RefSeq, a predicted model, not a curated record